Molecule: messenger RNA, 1446 nt
Organism: Teleopsis dalmanni
Lineage: Eukaryota; Metazoa; Arthropoda; Insecta; Diptera; Diopsidae
Gene: Fsn
Product: F-box/SPRY domain-containing protein 1
Exons: 4
Coding region: 330-1103 (257 amino acids)
Biological process (GO): synapse assembly involved in innervation; proteasome-mediated ubiquitin-dependent protein catabolic process
Cellular component (GO): synapse; SCF ubiquitin ligase complex
Molecular function (GO): protein binding
Source: RefSeq, a predicted model, not a curated record
GUGCCAGGUUGUUUGACAUUUUGUUAUAAUUUUUUGCCAUUGCUGAAAGGUUAUUGUUUUUACAGUCAACUGGUCUUAAUAACUGUUUGCUUUAAUAUAAAUUUUAUGAAAUUUAAAAUGAAACUGUUAACAUUAAGUAAUGAAUUCCAAAGAAUAAAUAACACUUAAGUAUAGUGCAGCACGUUUGGUCAAUUAUUGAACUGAAGCACCACAACAAUUACUCACCCCUACAUCAGCGACGUCAGAGAUUAAAAAAAAACAUAAGUAAAGGGGGUAACAAGUAAAACUAUUUUCACACAAAUAACAUAAUAUAUUAAAGACAAGAAAUCAUGAUUAUGAUGGAUCCUGUUGAAGCUAUGAUAAAUUAUAAUGUACUUGAAAUAGUGUUUUCUUACUUGGAGUUGCGAGAUUUAAGGAAUUGUUCAUUGGUGUGCAGAAAUUGGUUCAAUUUUUUAAACGAUGAAAAUAGUGAUGUUUGGCGAACCCACUGUAUCCGGAAAUUACCAGAGGAAGCUUUAAAAUCAGAUUUACUAACAUCAGUACCCACAUAUAAAAUGAAACUACGCGCUUUUUAUCAUGCGUGGAACCCGAAUGAUUGCUCUAGAAAUGUAUAUAUAAAACCGAAUGGAUUUACUUUACAUAGAAAUCCUGUUGCCCAAAGUACUGAUGCAGCCCGUGGUAAAAUUGGGUUCCGACAGGGACGACACACUUGGGAAGUUAUCUGGGAAGGGCCACUAGGUACUGUUGCAGUUAUUGGAAUAUCGACUAAAGAAGCAGCUUUGCAAUGUCAUGGAUAUGUUGCCCUAUUGGGAUCUGAUGAUCAAAGUUGGGGUUGGAAUUUGGUAGAAAACCACUUGCUUCAUAAUGGAGAUGCACAAGGCAGUUAUCCGUUAUUAAAUAAUGCACCCAAAUAUCAGGUUGGCGAACGGAUACGUGUUAUAUUAGAUUGUGAUGAUAAUACGCUAUCGUUUGAAAAAAAUUAUGAGUUUCUAGGUGUUGCAUUUAGAGGCCUUCCUGAUAAGAAGUUAUAUCCAACUAUAUCAGCUGUUUACGGAAACACGGAAGUAUCCAUGGUUUAUCUUGGACCACCACUCGAUGGAUAAGUUUAACCAAAAAAAUGUGGAUAGUAAUUUAUUCUGAUAAUAAGACGUAUAUCUACAAUCAAUGAUAGAAAUGAAAUUACCCACAAAAUCGGAGCUACUAGCUCUUCCAAUUUAACACCAGCUUUAUCCAAAUUAAUCCUUUGAAGUAUUAUAUAAUAGUUCAAAAUGCGCAAAAUAAUAUUCAUACAAUUUUAAUAUAUUUUUCAUAUAGUGAUUUAAGUCAAUCUUAUGAGGACUAAAAUGUUCUGUAAUGGAAUAUGUGGCGCAUCAAUACUGUUUGGAUUUAGCUUCACAUUUUUUUUACACAUUUAAUACUCGUUUUUAAAACUAACAGUAACGUGCA